UUGGUGAAAGAAAGGCUAAACUGUUUAUUCUUAGAUUUCUAACAUUUGACUUUGCAAAAAUAGCAGUGAACUGCAUUAACUAACUAAUUAACAACCAUUAUUAAUUACAGCUAAUUGUGAUCUUAGCCUAACCUAAAACAUUAUUAACUCCCUAGCUAAAAACUAGAUUAGCCAAAAGUUAAGAAUUAAUUAGUAUAAAACUCCUAAUUCAUGUUCAUGGUGAACAAUUAAAUAAUUUUAAAAGAAUUAAUUAAAAUGCCUGUCGUAAAAAACACCCACGAUUCUCUUACGAGAAUCCCCACAAUCUACCAAUGCAACUCCGACGGCAGACAAAACGACACCGUCGCCGCCGAUCUGGACGGAACUCUGCUGGUCGGGCGGAGCUCCUUCCCGUAUUUCGCGCUAAUCGCCUUCGACGUCGGUGGGAUUUUCCGGCUGCUCCUCCUACUCGCGGCCGCCCCACUGGCGGGGCUUCUGUACCAUUUCAUCUCCGAAUCCGCCGGAAUCCGGGUGCUCGUUUUCGCAACGUUCGCCGGAGUUAAGGUUUCCGAUAUCGAAUCGGCGGCGGCGGCGGUUCUGCCGAAGCACUACUCCGAGGACAUGCACCCCGACACGUGGCGGGUUUUCAGGUCUUGCCGGAGAAAGUGUGUGGUGACGGCGAAUCCUAGGAUAAUGGUGGAGCCGUUCUUGAAGAAUUAUUUGGGCGUCGACGAUGUUUUGGGGACGGAGAUCUCGUCGUACAUGGGCGUCGCGACGGGUUUUGUUGGUGGUGAUACGGCGGUGCUUGUCGGCGAGAAUAAGGCUGUUGCUCUUAGGGGUACUUUUGGGAAUAAUAUGCCUGAUAUUGGAAUUGGGGAUAGAUUGACUGAUUUGCCCUUCAUGAAACUUUGCAAGGAAAAGUACAUAGUACCGGCAAGGCCCGGAGUCCGGCCCGUGAGAAAGGAAGCACUCCCAAAGCCCGUAAUCUUCCACGACGGCCGUCUCGUCGGAAAGCCCACUCCACUGACGGCGCUGCUAAUCGUUCUCUGGUUUCCCAUCGGCGUUCUCUUAUCUCUCCCCCGCGUUUUCAACUGUUGGCUUUCCGACAAAUCCGCAUUAUCUUACUACAUCAUGAAUCUACUCGCCUGCCCAAUCACAAUCAAAGGCACCGCCGCCGCCGCCGCCGGAGUAAGAGGAAGAGAAGUGGUGUUCGUUUGCUCCCACAAAACCGCCCUCGACGCCGCCGUGGUCUCCGCCUGCCUCCGCCGCAUAACCACCACCGCCAUCUCGUACUCCGCCGCCUCCAAACUGGUCGGACGGAAAUUUCUGGACGAUGGAAAAUCAUUGGUGAUGUUCCCGGAGGAGACAACCUGCCGUGGGCCCUACCUUCUGAGAUUCUCGCCGCUGUUCGCCGAACUCUCCGAUCAGAUUGCGCCGGUGGCGAUCGCCGUGAAAACGAGCAUGUUCCACGGAACGACGGCGAGGGGGUACAAGUGGAUGGACCCUUUCUUCUUCUACAUGAACCCUUUUCCGGCGUACGAGGUUACUUUCUUGAACAAACUCUCGCCGGAGGAGACGUGUUACAUAUCUUCCGGCCAGAAAUCGAGCCACCACCAAGUUAUUGCGAAUAAUGUUCAGAAAAUGAUUGCGCAGAGUUUGAAAUACGAAGCCACUGAUUUUACCAGGAGAGACAAGUAUCGAGCAUUGGUCGGAAGUGAUGGACACGUGUAAUAACAUUGUUGGGUAAUUAUUUUAAUAAAAAAAACAAUUACGAAAUUUAAUCAUUUUCCUUGAAUUUAUAACCUAUGAAUUCAAAAUAAUACUUGAAACGAUUAUUUAUUAUAUUUAAAGUCAACC
Molecule: messenger RNA, 1836 nt
Organism: Erythranthe guttata (spotted monkey flower)
Lineage: Eukaryota; Viridiplantae; Streptophyta; Magnoliopsida; Lamiales; Phrymaceae
Product: glycerol-3-phosphate acyltransferase RAM2
Biological process (GO): cutin biosynthetic process
Cellular component (GO): membrane
Molecular function (GO): phosphatase activity; glycerol-3-phosphate 2-O-acyltransferase activity
Source: RefSeq, a predicted model, not a curated record